Messenger RNA from Equus caballus (horse), 1335 nucleotides. RefSeq names its product SAC3 domain containing 1 (gene SAC3D1). Gene Ontology annotation, biological process: centrosome duplication; spindle assembly. The record is from RefSeq and is a predicted model, not a curated record. Lineage: Eukaryota; Metazoa; Chordata; Mammalia; Perissodactyla; Equidae. Gene Ontology annotation, cellular component: centrosome; spindle; nucleus.
AAACUGGGGCAUCAUGGGAGUGACCUGGACUGCGCGGCGCAUGAUGGGGAACUAACCCGGCUUCAGCGCGCCGAGCAGAGCUGGCGGCGCUGAACUACAGCGCGAUGCAUCUCGGGAGGCCUGCUCGAGGAUUAGUGGGAGGUGACACGACGCGCCCACCCAUGCCCGGCUGCGAGCUGCCCGUGGGUACGUGCCCGGACAUGUGCCCGGCCGCCGAGCGCGCCCAGCGCGAAAAGGAGCGCCGCCUGCACCGCUUCGAGGUGGCGCCCGGGUGCCUCGGGGACCGGCCCCGCGCCGACCCGCAGCGCGCGGUGAAGGAGUACAGCCGGCCGGCCGCCGGCAAGGCCCGGCCCCCGCCGAACCAGCUGCGGCCGCCGCCCGUGCUGCUGGCCACCGUGCGCUACCUGGCCGGCGAGGUGGCCGAGCGCGCCGACGCGUCCCCCGCCGAGGUGGCCAGCUUCGUGGCGGACCGGCUGCGCGCCGUGCGGCUGGACCUGGCCCUGCAGGGCGCAGGCGACGCCGAGGCGGCGGUGGUGCUGGAGGCGGCGCUGGCCGUGCUGCUGGCCGUGGUGGCGCGGCUUGGACCGGACGCCGCGCGCGGGGCUGCGGACCCGGGGCUGCUGCAGGCCCAGGUGCAGGAGGGCUUCGGGUCGCUGCGGCGCUGCUACGCGCGGGGCGCCGGGCCGCACCCCCGCCAGGCCGCCUUCCAGGGCCUCUUUCUGCUUUAUAACCUGGGCUCGGUGGAGGCCCUUCAUGAGGUUCUGCAGCUGCCCGCUGCCCUGCGUUUCUGCCCGGCCCUGCGCACGGCCCUGGCAGUCGACUCAGCCUUCCGGGAAGGCAACGCCGCCCGCCUGUUCCGCCUGCUCCGGACCCUGCCCUACCUGCAGAGCUGCGCCGUGCAGUGCCACGUGGGCCGUGCCCGCCGCGGAGCCCUGGCCCGCCUCGCUCGUGCCCUGAGCACCCCCAAGGGCCAGACCCUGCCCCUGGGCUUCAUGAUCCACCUCCUGGCCCUGGACGGGCCCGAGGAGGCACGGGAGCUGUGCCAGGCCCACGGGCUGCCCUUGGAUGGACAGGAGAGAGUUGUGUUCCUGAGGGGUCGCUACACGGAGGAGGGGCUGCCGCCUGCCGGGACCUGCAAAGUGUUGGUGGGGAGCAAACUCCGAGGGCGCACCCUGGAGGAGGUGGUCAUGGCAGAGGAGGAAGAUGAGGGUGUGGACAGACCCACGUCCCCAGCAUGAGGGGCUGUGCAGUCUCCCAGAGCCAGGACUGGGUCCUAGCACUCGGGUUUCUUUUUUCAUGAUUCCCACACAAUAAAAGGAACUUGUUUUGUAGGGA